Branchiostoma belcheri (Belcher's lancelet) is the source of this 1084-nucleotide messenger RNA. RefSeq lists its product as uncharacterized. NCBI's taxonomy places the organism in Eukaryota, Metazoa, Chordata, Leptocardii, Amphioxiformes, Branchiostomatidae. Bases 168 to 989 code for a protein of 273 amino acids. The record is from RefSeq and is a predicted model, not a curated record. The transcript has 6 exons.
GUUGCGAUGGGAACCUUGGGCAAAUACUGCGGUAAUUAGUUGUCGUAACUGUCUGAGAUAGCACCUGGCCGGUCAAAUAUUGGCAAACAAACACCUGUCUUACAAGUCUACACAGAACCACUGCCGAGGCCGUACACUAAAGCCAAGCGUUACAGGGCAACGCAAGGAUGGCGGGAAAAAGUGUUGUCACCAUGGUGAUGACGGUGAGCCUUGUCGUUCUUCUGAGGGACCAGACCGGCGUGUCGUCUGCGCCUGCUCCUGCUCCCGAACCUAAACUUACCCUGGACAUCGUGGCAGCACGACUUGAGAAGGCUGAAAAGCAGCUGGGAUCGUUACAAAAGGUCGCCUAUGGGCCCGCCCUGGCGGAAACACAGGACUCGGUCGCUGCCGUUGCCGCCCAAUUGGAGGAUGUCGACACUCGAGUCGUCGUCCUUGAGUCGAGGGUCACGGAGAAUCAGGAAAGGGCCGAGGAGGAGAAACUCGCCUUCCUGUCACGAAUUGGCAAGGUGGAAACCGACAUGCAAGGCACCAAGGGGGAACUGGCCCGCUUAAAGAACAUGGAGACCAAGAUCCAGACGCUACACCAAGAGCAAGAAGCCUUGGCCGCGGACAUGGCUACCUUUGAAGAGAAAGCUGAGAUACUGGAGCAGGUGGAGCCGAUGUUGGAGAGAGUAGAGGGCCUGGAGAACAAGGUGGUCAGCGGGGCGCAGCUGCACGAGGACCCGAACAGCGUGGGCACGGCCCCGUCCGGCUCUGGGUUCGACAUCGACGCCAUCAUGGCACAAAUCCAGGAGGCUCUGCAGAGCAUGGUAGGAAACCGUGGUGAGCCAGACGGUUGGAGCUGCGAGCGGGGAAUCGGGACAAUCGGCGGGAGACUGCCAGGUGAGAUUUGGAGUGUCUUACCGUGGGACAACCUCCGUGACGUCAACAGGGAGGACGUGCCAACGCUGGGACAGCCAGACACCAAACGCGCACUACUACACACCUGAGAACUUCCCGUCAUACGGACUGGAGGGAAACAAUUUCUGCCGGAAUCCGAGCGAGUCGGCCAGGCUCUGGUGCUACACCACGGACGUAGGCAUGG